AUGGUCACUGCAAGCUUUAGUUUGAGCUACGAGAACCGCGUACCGCAUCGCCAAAAGCAGCAAGAAAUCGAGAAGCAGUGGCAGCAAAUCUCGUCGUACUGGCCUAGCACCAACAAUAAGAGCAAAAAGAGCAGUGAACCUCGACGAACCAAGAGAAGCAAAGAAGAACACGAGGCCAAGGAAAAGGCCCGUGCUGAGCGAGGCAGUACUGGUGCUCCUACAGAUGGAAUAGAGCCAGUUGAAGGCCGCGGCAAGUUUCGAAUUGGCAAAAACAACAGACGAAGCCAACAAGACCAAGCGGCCAAAGAUAAAGCCGCCAAGGCAAAGAACCUCAUCAAUGGAUCGACGAAUGAACCCAUUACUGGACCCAUGCCAGGUGCGCAUGCGGCCUCUCGUGGAAACCAAGCUAUCAAAGAUCGAGCUGCCAAGGAUUCAGCUGCCAAGUUUAAGAACCGGAUCAAUCGAUCAGGUGGGCCCAAUACUGGACCGCCGAUGCCUGCUGGUGCCCAUGCGGACUCUCGUGGUGACAAGAUGGACAAAAAUACCAAGAAAGGGAGAUUCAGUAGACCCUUGGGGACUCAAUCUGUCUUAGCCGAGGAAAAACGAGCAGAAAGGCGAGCAAGACUUGAAGCUGACAAGGGAGAUCAACGAGGACGAGGUCGUGGUAACAACAAGGAUGGACUCGUCACCGCUAAUGCCGUGGAAAGUACUGAUGGUGACCAAGCUUUGGAACUACUCAAUAUAAUGUUGGACCAGAAGGAAGAUAAAAUAUCAAAGAAGGACAAGUCUUUGGAUGGAACCACGUCUGAUGACGACUCUAGUGAAAAGAAGAACAAAGAGAAGAAGCAGGACGAAUCGCAUGGAAGUAAGUGGGUACGAUUGAAGAAGAAGAAGGGCGUUUGCUGCCUACUUUUUUUCAUUGUGGUUGCAAUUGCCGGUGCUGGAUCAUGGUUUGGUACGCGUGGCUCUUCAAAGGAAGCAUUGCAAGUAGAUGGUGUUGGAAGAACAGAGACGAAUGUCACGGAUGCUCCAGCGAUUGAAACAUCACCAACUCUGGGUCCGUCUACGCUGACGAAUUCUUCAACGAGCGCACCUAGUGGAACGCCCAAUCCCGACUUUAAUUCUGCCUUUGACCCGCCGUCGACAGAAGACUGCGAUGCCAUUGCAAAAGGAGAGGCCAUUCAAGGUCAGGACUCGAUGCCCGUACAAAGCUACGAGCUUAACCUGGAUUCGACUCCUUACAUUUCAAUGAAUUUGGAUUUUUCAUCCAGCAUGAUUAGGGAUAAGAUCAGAGAAAUUGUCACCCCUGAGCUUACUGGAUGCAACCGAGCCGUCCAAAACUUGCGCCAUCAUCGUCAUUUGAAUGAUGGGUUCUCUUAUGAGAUUGGAAACGUGAUCGUUGAUGCGAGCGGAGUCGAAGGGGUUCAAUGUCUUGAUGAUUCUAAACAGUGCCACCGAGUCAGUGUGAAGCUUGAUAUUGUGGUGAAAAAUGACACUGUUAAAAUUACUACUGUGAUUGGUGAGCUCAGCGUCUUCUUUGGAGGCGGCGUUCUUGCGGAGAAACUUGAUUUGGCUGACACCUACGAAAGCAUUGUUGCUGUGACCUUGAGACCCAUUGAUGAAACAACAUCUCCAAGCACUACUGAGAAUACGUUACCACCAGAAGCACCAACCACAGCACCAGUUGUCGCUUCUCCCACGCUGCCGGAGACAAUAAUGCCAAGUACAAGUCCAACAUUGGAGCCAUCCCAUCUGCCGACUUUCGCUCCCGUGAUAGGCAUAACCCCUGGGCCAACUAUAGCACUAACUCCUGGACCAACACAGCCGCCAACUUCUCCUCCAACUCCUGGACCAACUCCACCUCCAACGGCCAGUCCAUCUCCUCUGCCAACGUUUGCUCCAGUGGUUCCAGCUCCACUACCUACAGCAUUUCCCACCUUUUUGCCAACGCCCCAACCUACGCCUUUUCCCACCCCUGGACCCACUGUACCCCCGACACCUGGACCUACUUUGCUACCAACACCGCUACCAACUGCACUCUCAACUCCAGGACCCACACAGUCUCACACACUUCGACCUACUCCGCCACCAACAAUGCCAUGUUUUCAAACAAGCUCUGAGCUCUCUGACAGAGUCGGCGAGUGGUUUCGGUCUUCUCAGUUAAAGGCAUCCGUCGAGGCCCAAUAUGGACCAAUUGGAGACUGGUGUUUUGGUGCAGGUGUCACCAGUAUGUACAACCUCUUCGGGAGUCGUCAUCGUUUCAAUGAGGAUAUUACAAAUUGGGACGUCUCUUCUGUUGCCAACAUGGAUUCCAUGUUCUGGAGAGCCUCAGAUUUCAAUCAAGAUUUGUCAUCAUGGGAUGUUUCCUCUGUCACUACCACUAGGUACAUGUUCAAUUAUGCAUCAUCCUUCAAUCAAGACUUGUCACAUUGGAAUGUGUCUUCUGUAACUGAAAUGAUUGAAAUGUUUGCUUAUGCAACAUCUUUCAAUCAAGCCUUGUCAGCUUGGGACGUUUCUUCUGUUACCACCAUGAGACGCAUGUUCUCUAGUGCAAGCUCCUUCAAUCGAGACAUCUCGUCAUGGGACGUUUCUUCUGUUGUCGAAAUGCGCUUAAUGUUCGCUUAUGCAUCAGCCUUCAAUCAAGACUUGUCAUCAUGGGAUGUUUCAAAAGUCACCUUCAUGGAGGGAAUGUUCCUCAGUGCAUCCUCAUUCAAUCAAGACAUAUCGUCCUGGGAUAUAUCUUCAGUCGAGAGGAUAAAUGGCAUGUUUAAGUGGGCGUCUUCUUUCAAUAAGAGUCUUUGUGCAUGGGGCUCGCGGAUUCCUAGCACUGCCAACGUUGACGAAUAUGUUUUUUUUCAGACCAACUCCUGUCCAUCACAAUCCAGCCCAAACCUCUCUUCGAAUCCACCAGGUCCAUUUUGCCAUGAGUGUAUUUUACAAGCAUGUUUUCAAUCAGACACCGAGCUCUCUGACGCAGUUGGCGACUGGUUUGAGUCAGCUCAGUCAAAGACAUCAAUCGAGGCCCAAUAUGGACCGAUCGGAAACUGGUGCUUUGGUGCAGGCGUCACCAGCAUGAAUGAGCUUUUCAAGGAACGUUCUACUUUCAACGAGGAUAUUGGAAAUUGGGAUGUCUCAUCUGUAACAAACAUGCGUCACAUGUUUUAUGGAGCAUCAUCCUUUAAUCAAGACUUGUCAUCGUGGGAUGUUUCUUCUGUCUGGACCAUGGAAAUGAUGUUCUACAAUGCAGUGUCCUUCAACCAAGACAUCUCAUCAUGGGACGUUUCUUCUGUCUGGACUAUGCGUGUUAUGUUCGGCAACGCGCAAUCAUUCAACCAAGAUUUGUCGAGUUGGAAUGUGUCGUCCGUCACCCAUAUGGGGAGUAUGUUUUUCAGCGCAACUUCAUUCAAUCAAGACUUGACCGCAUGGGAUGUCUCUUCUGUCACAAGUAUGUAUGCAAUGUUCAUGGGUGCAACAUCCUUCAAUGGAGACAUAUCAACAUGGGAUGUUUCUUCCUGCGAGUUUAUGUUUCAAGUUUUUCAAAGAGCAACAUCCUUCAACCGAGAUAUUUCAUCAUGGGAUGUUUCCUCUGCAACAAGAACAGAUUUGAUGUUCCAGGGUGCAACAAGCUUCAACCAAGACAUAUCAUCAUGGAAUCUUGCCUCUGUCGACAACAUGACGCGAAUGUUUGAAGGCGCAACAUCCUUCAACCAAAAUCUUUGUUCAUGGGGUGAACGCAUGCCAAAAAAAGACCACGAAUACGAUGGGAUUUACAAUUCGUUUUCCGACACCAACUGCCCAUCACAAAUGUUUCCAAGCUGGUCUUCGAGUCCCCCGGGUCCGUUUUGCCACUUGUGUACAUAA
Molecule: messenger RNA, 3861 nt
Organism: Cylindrotheca closterium
Lineage: Eukaryota; Bacillariophyta; Bacillariophyceae; Bacillariales; Bacillariaceae
Source: the annotation of a GenBank genome assembly